Molecule: messenger RNA, 825 nt
Organism: Fopius arisanus
Lineage: Eukaryota; Metazoa; Arthropoda; Insecta; Hymenoptera; Braconidae
Source: RefSeq, a predicted model, not a curated record
UUCUUAACAAUGGUGCUGGUAAACGGAUGAGAGUCUUGCUAUGGGCUGGAGACGCUUUGAAAUAUCAAAGCCAAAUUACCAUGUACCAGGUUAUCGAAUUGACGAUGGGAACAAUUCGUGACAUGAACCUGAAAUUUCCUCUUCCUCCAGGAAAGGACUACGUCCUGACGGAGUAUCACUUCCAAACUGCCAGCACAUUGACCUGUCGUGGAUUUUAUAAAAAGGAUGAUUCUUAUCGGGAUUACGAAGAAGUUUCUCUUGGAGAGAUCAUGACAAAGACUACUCGAAUCUGCACUGAAGUGUAUAUUCGAACACCAUUCAAAUCAGUCACCACAGCUACAGAAGUUCAAGCUAUGGGCUUGACUGUUGAUAAGCAGUUCAAGUUAUCAGUGGGAAUCGUAAGCUACACACCAAAUCCAGAAAUUGUACCAGGUGUUUGUGUGAAGAUUAGAGGAAUUCUUGAGAAAAAUAAAAUGGGAGGUGUGUUUUUGAAAGUCGAUGACAUGUCAUGUAUCGAAAUUGUGGCUGGUAAGACAAUGAGUGUAUCAGAGAUGAAGAAUAUUGCCAUUUCAGCGACAUCAAAACGUCGUUCAGAGGGAUCAUUGCCUUUAUCAAAACGUAACAAGGAAAAUGGAUCCCCCAACAAAGAGAAAAUGGAAUAACACUAUUUCUCUCUUUCGCAAUUUUUCAAAUGAAGAAGCUAGGUCUAUUUUGAGCAGUUUUAUUUAAGUUCAAAAAGCUCUUAAUAUACGUGUGUCAUGGUUAUUCAAGCUUUCAUACUAAUUUUUUUGUUCAAAAUUUGAUAAAAUAUUAUCAUUCAAUUCU